GAGCCUUCUGGGAACUUGAGGCCACCUUCCCGAGCACGUAGUCCUAGCAGAGCUGUUUAUUUACUCACUUCUCCAAAUCCAAACACACAGCCACUCACUCUACACCUAAGGGUUUUGGAUUCUGCAGGGAGACGUUCCCCUUCCCUAGUAUUUGUGCGUCUUAGAUCCACGUCCACUCCCCACCCCCACCGCAACUUUGGGACCAUUCUCCAGCUCUUCUCUGUUUGGGACCCUCUCCCAGCUCUCGGUUUGGAAAUCCGACUUCGAUAGAGUACUUAAUUUGUAGGAAGAAGAUGCUCUGUUUUAUGGACCUGAGUAUUCCGGGGACUGAAAUGUAAGAAGACUUUAUGUUGGAUAACAGGAAGAGGUGUAGAGUUUGCAGGUAUCAACUGUGGUCUUACUAAGCAUGUCAAUAGCAUCAAUGCCAGAUAGACGGCACAUGUGGCUGGUGGCUGCCAUAUUGACAUUGCAAUUCUGGAAGGUGGAGAGCCUAUGACACAAAUUUAAUUAAAAGGUCCUAUUACCACUGGAUUGUGCAAGAUUUUUAACGCUAUUUUCUUUGAAUUAUGAUUUAAUAUCAAACAUCUUAAAUUUUUUUAAAAAAGGGAAAAAUUUUAGUUUUGGAAGUCAGAAUGCCAAGGAAAAGGAAAAAUCUUGGGGGAAAUCCUAUUCGGAAGACUGCAAACUCUAAGGAAGUUGUCGUAUCCAGUCUUGCUAGUCAUGAGGAGUCAACCACUACCCUUCCUUCCGUGUGUGAGACAAACACUGAUCAGGAAGAACUCUUCACCAAUAUCUCAGAGAUGUUUUCUGAUCUGGAUCCUGAUGUAGUAUAUUUGAUGCUUUCUGAAUGUGAUUUCAAAGUUGAAAAUGCCAUGGAUUGUCUGUUAGAAUUGUCUGCCUCUGAUGCCAAGAUAGAAGAAUCAUCUUCACAAAGCUUUGUUGCUUCUGAGAACCAGCCAGUUGAAACAGGAAGUGAAAUAAUGGAGAAGUGUCCUCUUGAAGAAGAGAGUGAAGAUUCGAAGAUGGAUUCAUUUCUGGAUAUGCAGCUGACCGAAGACUUGGAUUCCUUAAUACAGAAUGCUUUUGAGAAAUUGAACUCUUCUCCUGAUGACCAAGUAUACUCAUUUUUGCCUUUGCAAGAUGUUAAUAGUUUUAAUGACCCAAGUAAAUUUAUAAAUUCACAUUCAAGUAAUACGGCUCCUGUCCAUUGUAUGCAAAAUAUGGAUUCCAACAGUGAGAAUUUAGAAAAUUCUGUCUCUACAGUAAGUUCAAACCCAUUAACUUCACAUUCAGUUUUGAAUGGGUCCAAAAGUUUUAUAAAGGAUAACACUUUGGCUUUAGAAGAUGAUUACCAAGAAGAUUCUCAUCUCAGUAAUUCUUUAAAUCCAACAAAUGACUCUAUCGUGGGUUGUAGCAAUCUUAAUCAGAGACAGAGCGAGCUUUUAGAAUCUGAGCAUGUUGAGGCUCAACUUUCCGAAGCCCCUGUAAAUUUGAAUGCUAACGAACCUCAAGCUUCUUUAAACCUUCCUGUGCAAAAUUCAGGGUGUGAUUUGCCAGAUACUGGUGGGAAUCAGAGGUCUACUUCUGUCUCUGAUAUUUUUGUACCUUCUGAAGGGUUCAAUUUCAAGCCACACAAACAUACUGAACUACCACCAAAGGGGAAGGAUAUGAAUUACUGCCCAGUACUUACCCCUCUCCCUUUACUGCUUCCUCCUCCUCCACCUCCACCAAUGUGGAAUCCAAUGAUUCCUGCUUUUGACCUCUUUCAAGGAAGCCAUGGGUUUGUGGCUCCUGUUGUAACCACAGCUGCACACUGGAGACCCGUCAACUACACAUUUCCACCCUCGAUCAUUUCUCACACUUCCCCAACGAAGGUAUGGAGAAACCAAGAGGGAACAAGUGCUUAUCAAGUACAAGAAACUCCUGUUUCUCAAGUUGUAAGAAAAAAGACAACAUCAUAUGUUGGACUAGUUCUUGUUCUUCUCAGAGGCCUUCCAGGAUCAGGAAAAUCUUUUUUGGCGAGGACUUUGCAAGAGGAUAAUCCAAGUGGAGUCAUUCUUAGUACUGAUGAUUAUUUUUAUAUAAAUGGACAGUACCAGUUCGAUGUAAAGUACUUAGGAGAAGCACAUGAAUGGAACCAGAAUCGUGCUAAAGAAGCAUUUGAGAAGAAGAUAUCACCAAUAAUAAUAGACAAUACAAACCUACAGGCCUGGGAAAUGAAGCCAUAUGUUGCUUUGUCUCAAAAACAUAAAUAUAAGGUCCUCUUCCGGGAACCGGACACAUGGUGGAAAUUCAAACCGAAGGAGCUUGCAAGGCGUAAUAUUCAUGGGAUAAGCAAAGAAAAAAUAACAAGAAUGUUAGACCACUAUCAACGUUUUGUUUCAGUGCCAAUAAUUAUGAGUUCUUCAGUUCCAGAGAAAAUCGAACGUAUUGAAUUAUGUGCAUAUUCUUGUGAGGAUAGAAGUUCCAGCCCAAGAGACAAUGAAGAUAUUACCUCUGAAAAAGAAGAAAAUGUUUUAUCCUCAUCACUGAAGCAUCUAGAAUUAAUUGAAGAAAAGAAUCCUGAAGUGACCAAAGAAACUGUGUUGCCUGAGAAUAUUACAUAUCUCCCCCAUGCAGAUAUAAGCAAAGGAAGGAAAGAAAUAAGUGGUACACAUCAUAACACUCAGAGUCAGUUCAUUCAGGAAGCUGCACACAUCUAUCUUUCAGACUCUGGAAGCAAAGUUCAAGUAGCAGACAAGAGAGAAAAAAAAGAGCAAGUAGAAAUGACAACUGAAAAACAGUGUAUUAAAACUGAUGCAGAUAGAGUAUCACCAAGUAUUUGCUCUGGUGAAAAUAAUCAAGACUGCGAUCUGGCAAAUACUGUACCACUUCAAAAUGAAAAAUCUUCAUCAGGUGAAAUAUUAGAAGAAAGAACAACAGUAAAGAAAAAAGCCUUUGGGAAACAAAAAAGCAAAUCACCUUCGGAAAAGUUUCCAAGACAUGAGCUAUCGAAUUUUGUUGGUGAUUGGCCAGUUGAGAAGACUAUUGGUCAGAGAACAAAAAGGAACCGAAAAUCUGAAAAAGCUUCAUCUAUACAAAGCGACAAAAAGUAUAGUCGCCCUCAGUCACGCAAAGUAUCAGAUAAUAGUGUGUCCAUGAUUACAGAUCAUAUCCAACAACAAGGAUCUGCAUAUGAAAGUGUAGAUGAUGGCAGGAAGUCACAGUGUGAUGAUUCUUCAGAAUUUCUCAAUAGCUGUAAAUAUGAUACUUAUAAAAAUCCUGAAAAAAACUCAUUUAAUAUUGUAGGUGACUGGCCUUCAUCUGAUUCUUUAGCUCAGAGAGAGCAUAGAUCAAAAAUGCCAAAGGCUGAUUUAAGUGAACCCAACCUAGAAUUUGGAACUAAUGAUAAUAUGAAUGAAAUAUCCUUAUAUACAACACAAUCCUGUUGGGGCACAUGCCCUAAAGAACUAAAAUUCUUGGGGAGCUCCACUCUACAAAGUGCUGACAUGAUACCCAGUGAAAUGACCCAGGAGAAUCAAACUUAUCUAAGUAAAAUGAUUCAUGGGCAGCACACAUUGCCUCUAACUUUCACGAGUAAUACAGCAACCAUUACUGGAGUGGUAGGGCCACAAAUUCUAGCUGAAUUUCCAGGGGAAAUGACUAGAGGAGUCCCCGGAAUAGAAGUAGGCACAUGUACCCAGACUGAACCACAGGAUUUUGCUCUCUUAUGGAAAAUAGAAAAGAAUAAAAUCAGUGUUUCAGAUUCUAUCAAAGUAUUAAUAGGAAGAUUAGAUGGAUUUAAACCAAAAGCUUUCAAUAUUAACACAAAGUCAAAUGUUCAAGAGACAAUUCCAUAUAGGGUAAUGUAUGAUAAAAGCACGUAUGUUGAAGAAAGUGAACUUACCAGUGCUGAUGAAUCUGAAAAUCUUAACAUCCUUUGUAAGCUGUUUGGAUCUUUUUCAUUAGAAGCCUUAAAAGAUUUAUAUGAAAGGUGUAAUAAAGAUAUUAUUUGGGCCACAAGUCUUCUGUUGGAUUCUGAAACUAAAUUAUGUGAGGAUACUGAAUUAGACAAUUUCCAAAAAUCAUAUGAUGAAUCACAAGUUGGACCAUUUUCUAUGGGAUUGAAUUUGAAGGAAAUUAUUAGCCAAAGAGAAACAGUAGAGGAUUCUAAUUCUUUUGUGCCAGAAAUUAGUCCUGGAAUCUGUAUCAGUAAUAUUAAUUCACAAUCUAGCUAUAAUGCUGAAAAGUUAAACUCAGAGCAGGCAGAAAUAAGAGCCGUAACUCCUGAAAAGCUUGGAUCAAUAACAAAUGUAUUUCCUAAUGCUGCUGUAGAUCUGAAGAGUAAUAGUGAAAUACUUCGAAACAGCCAGGUAGAACUAUCAGGUUUAUGUAGCUUCAAGCAGUCUCUUCCAGUUAUUCUAAAAUCCGCUACCCCUAAAGAUGUGAGUGAAAUAGAGAACAGUCUGGUAGCGGCAGAGACUGAAGAUGGUAUGCAUUCUUCUUUAAAUUUAUCAGAUAUUUUAAACUCUGUAUCAAGUACUUCAAAUCUUGAAUUAAAUGAAGAAGUUUACUUUACUGAUUCUUUGGAAAUAAAGAAAAAUGAAAAUUUUCCAAAAGAUUAUGUGAAAUUUGUGAACUCUGAAGAAUUUAUGAAUGUAGAUGAACAGGAAAUGGAGAAAAUUCUAAUGGCGGGAAGUAGCUUGUCAGUUGGAGUUAAUGAAGAAGAUAAAACUGAGAUAUUGAAUCCCAUGCCAGGGAUGGCCAAAUCUCUGACCAUAGACUGUCUGGAAUUGGCAUUACCCCCAGAACUGGCUUUUCAACUUAAUGAAUUAUUUGGCCCAGUUGGUAUUGAUUCAGGGUCUCUAACAGUUGAGGAUUGUGUGGUUCAUAUAGAUCUGAAUCUGGCUAAAGUGAUUCAUGAGAAAUGGAAAGAAUCUGUAAUGGAGCGACAAAGACAAGAGGAAGUAUCUUGUGGCAAGGUUAUUCAAGAUUCUUCCCUGGUUGGACAUAUUGGUCUUGAUAAUCCUGAACAAAAAUCAUCUCAGAGAACAGGCAAAAAAUUGCUGAAGACUUUAGCAGCACCCGAAAUGCUCCCCUUGUUGGAUCAUUGGAAUACUCAAACUAAAAAAGUAUCACUCAGAGAAAUAAUGUCGGAAGAAAUUGCCUUACAGGAAAAACAUGAUUUGAAAAGGGAGACACUUAUGUUUGAAAAAGAUUGUGCCACUAAACUAAAGGAGAAGCAGCUCUUUAAGAUAUUUCCAGCCAUUAACCAAAAUUUUUUGGUGGACAUUUUCAAGGAUCACAACUAUUCGUUAGAACACACAGUGCAGUUUUUAAACUGUGUUCUCGAAGGAGAUCCUGUAAAAACAGUUGUAGCUCAAGACUUUGUUCACCAAAAUGAGAAUGUCACUUCUCAUACUGCACAGAAGACUAAAGAGAAAAAGGCAAAGAAAUUGAAGGAGACUGAAGAUACCCCAAGUGAACCAUCUUUCCAGGAUUUCGAGUACCCUGAGUAUGAUGACUACAGGGCAGAGGCUUUCCUGCACCAGCAGAAGAGGAUGGAAUGCUAUAGCAAAGCUAAGGAAGCUUACCGAAUGGGGAAGAAAAAUGUUGCCACCUUUUAUGCCCAGCAGGGCAGUCUUCAUGAGCAGAAAAUGAAAGAAGCCAACCACCUUGCUGCUGUGGAGAUCUUUGAGAAAGUUAAUGCCUCCCUGCUGCCACAGAAUGUCUUAGACCUCCAUGGGCUGCAUGUGGAUGAAGCAAUAGAACAUUUGAUGACAGUUUUACAGCAGAAAACUGAAGAGUUUAAACAGAAUGGUGGUAAGCCCUAUCUUUCUGUGAUUACUGGGAGAGGAAACCACAGCCAGGGAGGAGUUGCUCGCAUCAAACCAGCUGUCAUUAAAUACCUCACAAGCCAUAGCUUCAGGUUCUCUGAAAUUAAACCAGGGUGCUUGAAAGUCAUGCUAAAGUAAAAUAAAUGUCCUUGACUUAGAAGUAUGAAGGUUUGUAGGUUAAAAUUAGUUUUAUUUGAAAUAAUUCAAUCAAUUCUGCUUUAAACGUGUGUUUUAUUAGGAACAAUGUUCACUUAUAAGAAAAAAAUUGUUUUUCAAAAUUGAAGAGAAGUUAAUUUUUUUACUGAAUCAAAUUCCAAGUAAUGUUACCUGUUAAAAAUAUUAAAGAGAAUUUUUAUGGAUUUCAAAAUGUCUAAGAAAAUUAUCAGCUGCAAUUUUAAAGUCUGAAGUGCUCUGAUUCUUUCUCAAAGAGAAAAUGCUACCUUUGUAUUAAUUGUUGUUUGACGUUUAGCAAAGUCCUAAAGGCUUCUGUGAGAGGUAAUGUGCUUUGAGAACUGGUUCAAACCUUUUAGAGGUGUGUAUUAAUAUUAGUAAAGAAAGAAAGGCUAUCUAACAACAACACUUGAAUUCUUUUUGCUUUUGAAGCCAAAUACAUAAAAUCAUUUCAUUUUAUCAUGUCCUGCAAAAGGAAACUUGUGGUCAUACUUUUUUCUGCUUUGUAUGUGACUCAUCUCUUUCCUUUUGUUCUGUUCUUCUGUGUAUGCAUUUUCUAUGAGGAAAGUUGGGUCUGAGAUUAUCUUGUAGUCUUAUCCUUUCUGUAGGCUGAAAGGUCUUCAGAGGUGAGAUGGCGGGCUGUCUGCCACUCGUUACUGCCUUCUAGGACUCCCAGAACCAACCAUUUGCCCGAGUGGCAGCAGAGACAGCACUAAAGAACUAUAUUUUAUAUUGGGGGCAUGUAACUUCUAAACUAGUAGGUCACAAUCCUGUUAAUUUAAAUCAGAAGACAUUUUUAAUAUCAUCAUAAAAGGAAUCUGUCCAGUUUAAAAGAUUUUUACGUUUAUUUUGAAAAAGAGCCAACUUUCGGAAACUUUCAUUGAUUCCUCUUGUUUCAUUAGCUAACAAGUCCUGUAAGUAUGUAAAUUAUAAUUUCUUUUAUACAGAUUUAGUGUGGUAAUGUAUAAUUUUUUAGUAUGAGAUAGUGACUAAAAUAAAUUUGAUUUUGGAUAUAUAGAAGACUUUCAACAUAUAAUUUUCGCAAACAAUUGUGUUGCUUUUUAUUUAGUUUAAAAAAUCAUUUGGACAGGAAUAAUAGGAUUGUUACCAAAAAUAUCCUGGAAAUACAGAAUGAUUUCCCAAAUAAGCAAACAUUUUAAUGAAAAUAACACUCAAAAAAUGUGUUUUUAUGAAUCAUCCAUGCAUGCUUUUAAAAGAAAAAGCCUAUCUUUGAAUUUAUUUCCACAAAAAGGAAUAUAUGUUUAUUAUUCAGAAAUGCUAAUGACUGGUGAAGUAGUAUUCACUUUCUUACAUUUGUAAUAAUUCAUGGGAAAACAUGCCAAUAAACUAAACUGCACACUUUUGUAAUGUUUAGAAGUGUUGUAUACAUUAAAAUAGGCAAUUCCUUUUGACAAUUUAUUAUAAAAUUAUACUUGUUAAUGAAAUAAAAAUAUCCCUAUGUAUAAAUUAACAUGAUUUAAAAGCAAUUAAAAACAACACUAAAAUGUGGAGUACUGGAGUAUAUGCAGUUGCAUACUCACUUUUUGUGUCUAUAUUUUCUCACCUGGUUAAAAAAAUAUCACUUUUGAGCCCUUCGGCCAGAUUUACUUCAAUAUUAUGAUGAUAAUGAUUGUUAAUAGGGGAGCAGUCAAAAGUAGUUAUGGUAAUCUAUGAGUAAAACCUAAAUGAAAGAAGCUAUGUUCUAUACUGUAUCAACUUCAAUUUUAUGUCUUAUUUUGGUAAAUCUGGUAAUAUUUCUUCAUUACCAUUGAUAAAUUUUCAAGCAGAGUUUGUGCAUUAUAAAUAUUUUUAUGAAGUUGUUUAAACCUAUACUGCCUCCUGCCCUCCUACCUAGUAUAGUUUAAGUAACACGUAAUUUGGGAAAGAAAAUUUAUGAUCCCUUUUCUUUUGCCCAUUUUCAAAUCCUAUAUGCCAGAAGGGAAGAUAGCUUGGGCAUUAUUGAAGUUUUCAUGUGAUGGUAUAUUAGAAGAGCUCUUUGUAAACUUUAAAAUAUUUGAAAAGCAUAGCACUUCUGUGGUUUGGAAGGCUUUAGUAUCAAAUCCAUUCAUAUUCUCUUACUGGUAUCAUCCAGAGGAAAGAGAAAAAGAGAACUAAUGUAGAAACCGCAGAGUGCCUGCCUCUGGGCCAGGGGAUUCUUAACAGUGUUUGCAAUCUGUCUAUCUCCUUUGUCCAACGUGAGAAAUUAGAAGCAUGUUUUCAUACACUUAUUGGCUGUUCAUAUAUCUCUAUGUUAUUUUCAAGUUGAAGUUUCUUCUAAUAGUAUUUCAAUACUAUCUGCAGUUCUGUGGCCUUUAAAUAUGGUUCAUAUUAUAUAGUAGAUAUUGUGACUCUAAAAUGUUUUGCGUAUUAUAACAUUUUGAAAGGAAAAACAGUUUUUUUGGAUGGUUUUCUGUCUUUUUAUUAUAGCCUUUUUCUUUUUAAAUUCAAGUGUUUUUGUAUGCUUAGGAAAAGGAUACAUGUAAUAACAUGAUUAGUUAGUUCUGAGCUGGAAAUUGGAAACUUUUGAAACUCAGGAAAUUGCUCUGACAAUGUUUUAACUGCUCUCAAUGUAAGAAAAUGGCAAAAUGCAUAAAAAAAGAUAAAAAUAAUGUGUGCUGUUUUUUCCAGUGCUUUUUCUCAAUGCUUUUUCAUUGUGCAAUGAGGUGAAGUUUGAUGAUAUUUUUGUGUAGUGAUUAAAUAUUGCUUAUUUUUAUUUACUUGUAAAGAACAGAUUUAAAAGUUUGUGUGGCCAAAAAAGUGUCAUUUAAAAGGCAAAGUAAGUUUAUGUAGAAUGUAUGUUAAUGGUGCUUAUUUUUGAAGUGUAAUUCAAGUUUACAGUAUUACUUAAUGCCUCUUUACAGAAUUUAAUAGAGAAAAAAGGCCAGGACACAUUUGUGUCCUGAAGAGCCUUUUCAACUUCAUGUUAUAAUAUGACAAGGUUUAUUAUUUUCCUUAAAGUUGAGCAAUUGACUUUUAUGGUCCAAAUGAUGAACCUGUUAUUAAUAAAUGAUUGAAAUAACCAUGAGAUUUUUUCCUUAAAAUAUAACAUUGCAGCUAUCAGUUGGAGAAUAUAAGAUCUUCAGAUGGUAUAUCAGAAACAAAAUGUUUUUAUUUGUACUAUAAAGAAAAUGUAAUUUUGCUGUUAACUCUGUACUUUUUUAUUGAAAAUGUUUAUAACUUUGCUUUUAAAAUUUCUUAUGAAACCAUUUGCAAAUUUCACACUUAAUUUAAUAAAAUGCUUUAGCUACA
Messenger RNA from Ictidomys tridecemlineatus (thirteen-lined ground squirrel), 9236 nucleotides. RefSeq names its product NEDD4 binding protein 2 (gene N4bp2). Gene Ontology annotation, cellular component: nucleus. Gene Ontology annotation, molecular function: endonuclease activity; ubiquitin binding. The record is from RefSeq and is a predicted model, not a curated record. NCBI's taxonomy places the organism in Eukaryota, Metazoa, Chordata, Mammalia, Rodentia, Sciuridae.